GGGAUGUAUGUCAGGUCAAAAACAGUCACUUGAACCAUUACACUCACUCCACAUAAACAUUGGAGACAGGGUGCUACAGCAACAUGUCAAGGUAUGUGUUUUUUGUCUUCGUGCUGCUACCAAUUGUUUUGAGUCAACCCAAUGACCGCAAUGCCACCCCGGAGACUGUAGCUCUGUACAAUCGCCUGAAGGAAUUGGCAGCCAACCCUGACACCAUUAUGUUUGGUCAAAGUAGUGCCACGUGGAUGGGGGCGUCUGGAGGACACGCCCCUUAUGACGUCACAACCAACACCAGCAACCGUGGGUGGAGUUUCACGGUCGAUCAAGCUCUCGAGAACUACCCGGAUGAGUUGUCCGACGUGAAGGGAGUCACAGGUCAAUACCCCGCCAUCUUUGACCUUGGAAUGUGGCAGCUAACCCCAAACAGAAGCAUCACUCUGUCUUAUCUCCUUAAGAAAGCCCACAGCAGAGGCAUCAUCACCACACUGUGUCAGCACUUAUACAACCCAGUCACUGGAGGAAGCCCUUGGGUGGACAAAGAUCCUGGCAACGUUACCCACACUGUCAGACGUCUUCUCCCUGGUGGAGACACGAACCGGAAGUACAGGGACAACCUCGACAAGAUCGCCGAGCUUGUCCUCAAUCUAAAGGACGAGGAAGGGAAACUGAUUCCUGUUCUCUUCCGACCUCUGCAUGAGCUGAAUGGAGACUGGUUCUGGUGGGGAUAUGGAAACCGAGCCAAAAAUACAUUAGAAGAUCUGAAGUCCUUCUAUAAGUACAUCGUCACCUAUCUUCGAGGUGUCAAGAAUGUCCACAACAUCCUGUACGUCAUCAGUCCCGACAAGUUCCAAAACAAGAAUGAUUAUCUUCAAUUUUACCCAGGCGAUGAGUAUGUUGACAUCAUGGGAACCGACUUUUAUUAUAAAUCUUCGAACGAUACUACAGCCGAUUUCCACAGGAUUAUAACAGAUCUGGUGGAGAUGGCUGAGUCUAGAAACAAAAUUCCAACACUCUCCGAAUGUGGAAUGUUUGAUAAUGGGAUCAGCACCCAUAUGAACUUCUGGAAUGACAAUAUCCUUGACGUCAUCAAGGCCAGUUUGACGACAAGAAGAAUUGCCUACAUCCUGACCUGGGCCAAUCAGUGUGCUGAGAAUACAUGUCAACUGUGGACACCCUAUAACAUUGUGAGUUAA
This is a messenger RNA of Haliotis rufescens (red abalone), 1193 nucleotides long. Its product is annotated as mannan endo-1,4-beta-mannosidase-like. The transcript has 3 exons. The coding region runs from base 84 to 1193 and encodes 369 amino acids. The record is from RefSeq and is a predicted model, not a curated record. Gene Ontology annotation, molecular function: mannan endo-1,4-beta-mannosidase activity. Gene Ontology annotation, biological process: substituted mannan metabolic process. Lineage: Eukaryota; Metazoa; Mollusca; Gastropoda; Lepetellida; Haliotidae.